AUGGCACAAAACUCUACUCCGGGUUUGACUCCGGUCAUCAAUACUAGAGCUGGCGAUAAAUCUGCUAGUCAAAAAAUUUCCGACGACGAGUUCGAAGUGACGUCACCAACAGACCUGACCUUCCGACAGUCUAAUACCGGUGCUUCGCCGCCAGGCACUGCUUUAUUUGGAGGUACUGCAUUUGCGGAGGGAGGACCACAAGCGGGAAGAUCGUUGUUCAGUCGGAGUCCCUUCCAGGAUACGGCAGAGGAGGAGAGUGAACAGGAGGGGGAGCUAGCCCCCCUCCCGGCACGAUCCGCACAACAAGGAUUCCCUAGCAAUUAUGCGCUGGGUCGUCGGACAUCUGUUUCAGCAGAAUCUUUAAAUCCCACCGAAGCUGGUUCGGAGAGCUGGUCCCCUCCUCACCACCCAAAGACUGAAGAACAGGUCUCCCGGCUUAAGAGCGCCGUCAGUAGCAAUUUCCUCUUCUCCCACCUCGACGAUGAUCAAUUCUUGACUGUCCUCAACGCUCUCGUUGAGAAGCCCAUCCCUGCGAAGGAUAUCAAGGUUAUCUCCCAAGGUGACGCCGGUGAUUACUUCUACAUCGUGGAGAAGGGAAACUUUGACGUCUAUAUCCACUCCUCCGGCUCUGUGCAGCCUGGCCCUGAUGGAUUGGGCAACAAGGUCGCUAGCAUUGGACCUGGAGGAUCUUUCGGCGAACUGGCUCUGAUGUACAAUGCCCCACGUGCUGCGACUGUGAUCUCCACUGAGCCAAAGAGCAAUUUGUGGGCCCUCGACCGCAUUACCUUCCGCCGCAUCCUAAUGGACUCAGCAUUCCAACGUCGUCGCAUGUACGAGGCUUUCCUGGAGGAAGUCCCGCUGCUUUCUUCUCUGAAGCCAUAUGAGCGCUCGAAGAUCGCUGAUGCGCUGGACACCAUCAAGUACCCCGCUAAUUCCACCAUCAUCCACGAAGGCGAUCCUGGAGAUGCUUUCUAUCUUUUGGAAUCGGGCGAAGCCGAGGCUACCAAGAACGGUGUCUCCGGGCCCGUCAAGAACUACCGCCGAGGUGAUUACUUCGGCGAGCUUGCCUUGCUGGACGACAAGCCGCGCCAGGCAAGCAUCAGUACCAAGACAGAUGUGAAGGUGGCACGGUUGGGUCGGGAUGGAUUCAAGCGGCUUCUCGGUCCCGUGGAGGGCAUGAUGAGAGGCGCCGAGUAUGAAUUGGAUGGGGAGAAAUCUCCUGUCUCCAAAGCAAUGUGA
Messenger RNA from Penicillium griseofulvum, 1239 nucleotides. Its product is annotated as cyclic nucleotide-binding domain-containing protein. Gene Ontology annotation, cellular component: nucleus. The transcript has a single exon. Lineage: Eukaryota; Fungi; Ascomycota; Eurotiomycetes; Eurotiales; Aspergillaceae. The record is from RefSeq and is a predicted model, not a curated record. The coding region runs from base 1 to 1239 and encodes 412 amino acids.